Messenger RNA from Saccostrea echinata, 1243 nucleotides. RefSeq names its product universal stress protein YxiE-like. The transcript is spliced from 4 exons. Lineage: Eukaryota; Metazoa; Mollusca; Bivalvia; Ostreida; Ostreidae. Bases 61 to 528 code for a protein of 155 amino acids. The record is from RefSeq and is a predicted model, not a curated record.
CAGAGAACUGUUACAUGCAUGUGAUACUCGUGAGAGAUUGUUUACAAUUGUAAGACAACAAUGAAGAAGAUUUUGAUUGCUGUAGACGGCAGCAAGGAAUCUAUGUUUGCUUUAAAUGAAUACAUGAAGAAAGUCCAUAACGAUGACAAGUAUGCGGUGGUUAUACAUUGUGCACAUUACAGCAUUUCAAAUCCCGAAGAAUUGGCCAUCACCAGAGAUGAUGCCCAGACCAUAAAGGAUAUUCUACAAAAGGACGAACAAAGAAUUUCAAAUGUGAUUGAGCACAUAGAGACGCUUCUGAAACAAAAUAAGAUCCCCGGCGAAGUGGUAAGACUUGAAGGAAAGCCCGAAAGUGCAAUUAUUUCUAAAGCAGAGGAGUUAAAUGCAUCACUGAUUGUAAUGGGAUCACGUGGUUUAGGGACAAUACGACGAACAAUUCUGGGUAGUGUCAGUGAAUUCGUGCUUCAUCAUUCUCAUAUCCCGGUCAUGAUCUGCAAGUGCGAGUCUAAAAAUCCUCUAACCUUUUGACUGAAAAUUGGUGCAAAACGGAUUGUAGAUAUUCUCUAGAUACGCAGACAACGACUGUUUUGUUUGACCCAUUUUACUAAAUCAUUGUCCAUAACCAAGAACUGUUUUUUUUCUAAUAUUUUUACGUAGAAUAUUGGGUCAUAGUGUCAUUUCUUUAAUGAAAUUUUUGAAGGUUAAUUUAAAAAAGGAAAAGAAAUAACUUUAUUUUACACAAGUUUCUGUGGCAGUUCUCAAUUAGACUUUUAAAAAAUCUGCAUGUCAUGAUGUGCACAAUAUAUUUUCAAAUUUCAUAAAAAUAUUAUUCUCGUUUAAAGUCAUCAUUUCGCAAGUUCUAUGGUCGAUACAAUGACCCCGUCAGCAAGUACAAUCUAUCAUUAAGUCGAAUGCUGAGUGACGUUUUUCAUACUAAUUGUUAGGACAUUAUUUAAACAUUGAAUUGUCUACGGAUUUUUUCGUUACAAUGUGCACACGACAGGUGUGACCGAUUGACAGGGGACGCUUACUCCUCCAUGUCACCUGAUCCCACCUCUGAUGUUUAAAGAGGUCCGUCUUUGCUCUGCUCCCGAUUUGUAUUGUUUUAAUGGACUUUUGAGCUUUAUUACUGCUCGUUAAUCUCCAUAUUUUAUCAUUGUUUGAUGGAUUUUUGAGCUUGAAUACUGUCUGUUAUCUCCAUACAUUUCAAUAAUUAUUUAUUGGAUCAAAAUCAUGAAAAUGG